This is a messenger RNA of Lutra lutra (Eurasian river otter), 2546 nucleotides long. RefSeq names its product leucine rich repeats and IQ motif containing 3 (gene LRRIQ3). The transcript has 9 exons. The record is from RefSeq and is a predicted model, not a curated record. NCBI's taxonomy places the organism in Eukaryota, Metazoa, Chordata, Mammalia, Carnivora, Mustelidae. Gene Ontology annotation, molecular function: protein binding. The coding region runs from base 197 to 2122 and encodes 641 amino acids.
CGUGCGUCUCUCACGUAACCACGCCCACGAAGCUCCGGCCCGCCCCGAGAAAACCUUGAGGGACGGAGUCCAGAGUCUGGCCUCGUUUCCCUAGCAACCGUCUCCGGAACAGAUGAACACCUAGCGAUUUGACGGACUGUGCCGGGUCUGGGCCGUUUGUUCCCAACUUAUAAAGCCUUGCAGCCCAGUUGACCCGAUGUUUCAUGGAACAAUAACAGAAGAGCUAACCAGUCAUGAAGAAUGGAGUCACUAUAAUGAGAACAUAAUAGAAGAUCAAAAAGAUUUUGUUUUCGUGAAGUUCAGUGGCCUGCAUUUAAAAUCCAUGGAAAAUUUGCAAUCCUAUAUCUCUCUCAGAGUAUGCAUCUUCUCAAACAAUUUUAUUACAGAUAUUCAUCCACUUCAAAGUUGUAUAAAAUUAGUCAAACUUGAUCUCCAUGGAAAUCAGAUAAAGAGUCUACCAGAUACCAAAUUUUGGAGUGGAUUGAAGAAACUAAAACUCCUCUAUCUUCAUGACAAUGGGUUUGCAAAGUUAAAGAAUAUAUGUAUGUUAUCUGCCUGUCCAAGUCUCAUUGCCCUCACUAUGUUCGAUUGUCCAGUGAGCCUUAAAAAAGGAUAUAGACAUGUUCUUGUCAACAGUAUAUGGCCUCUCAAAGCACUGGAUCAUCAUGUGAUUUCUGAUGAAGAAAUAAUUCAGAACUGGCAUCUUCCCGAAAGAUUCAAAGCAUAUAACCACCGACUUUUCUUUAAUUUCUGCCCUGCUUUGAAAAAGGGAUCAACCUAUGAUGAUGAAAUUAAUAAUAUCAAGCAUAUUAUCUCAAAAAUUAAUGAAAUUCUGGCUCAUAAUUCUCCAGUUUUGAUUGUUCAAAGAUGGAUACGUGGUUUCUUAGUUCGGAAAAACACGAGAGGAAAACUUUUCUCGCAAGAAUCUCUCAGCAUUGUAAUUGGGGAGAUAAGCCCCUUGUUGCUGUGCAAAAAACGCCAGGAGAAACUUAUUGGUGAAUGUGAAACAAAAUGGAUUUACAUACACAAAGGAUAUGAAGACAGGCUCUUUAAGAAUCUCUUUUUACAACCUGAAACUAAUAUAAUGGGAAAGCUUACACAUUGGAAACAUAUUAUACAUUCUCCUGUUUAUUUAAAAAAUUCUAGAGAACAGAGUAAACAUGUUUCUUCUAUUGUAUAUGAAUUGAAAACAAAAGAAAUUGGUAUAAAAUCAAAAAAAUCAAGACAUCUCACUCAAAGAGGUCAGAAGGAGUCUGAAGAUGAAAGUGAGAAUGAAGAAUUGGAUGCCAGUUUUAGGAUAUCAGUGUUCAAACUACCCAUACAUACUUCAGAUUCACUGAAGUAUGCAGCAUUAUUGAAAGAAAACUAUUAUUUUCCUACAUAUGUCCAGCCGUUUCCUACUACUCAUCAAAAACCAGCAAUUAAUAAAAAAGACAUGCUGUUGAAGAGUAAUGUAAGGAAAGAGUUUUUUACAGCACACAGAACUGGUAUAAAACUCCAAACACUUCGGGAUAUUGAUAAAUAUUACUCAGAGCAAAAGAAGCAGGAAAGCCAUAAGAAAAGAAUAGCAGCUAUCACCAUUGCACAAAGUGCCCAAGAAAGAGUUCGCUCAACUGUUCAAGAAAACCUAAAUAAGAAAAAAAAUGCUGCACAAAAACUAAUUGCAAAAGAUAAUGAGACAAUUCAGAAUGGUUUACUACAACUUUGGCAGGACAGAUUCAAUUACCUCAAGAAAGUUAGAGAGAGGAGAGCUAUGUUUCUAGCAGAAAAAAAACAAAAGGCUGAAGACCGUUUAUUAAUUCAAAACAUAAGUAAUGAGCGCACUCUUUUAUCCAAAGGAAUUAUUAAAAUGGACAGAUUGAGGAAGAAUCAAGCUGUCUUACAAGAAAAAUGUCUGAUUGUUCAGCAAAGACUAGAAAUGGAAAAAUAUCAAAAGAAUUUAUUAAAACAAAUGAAGGAAAUCAGGGCUCAAGAAACAUAUAAAAAACACUGUAAAGAAAAAUUUGUUUUUGAUAUGAUUGCCUUUCAAAAAGCUUGUGAAAGAUUUGAAGAUGCUCAAACAAAAGCUGCAAUUAUGAAAACGAAUUUCGUCUUUCAAGUUCCCAGAGGAGUGACAAAAUGAACCAAUGCCAGGUUACAUCUGUGGUCCUUUUGAAUUAUGGCUAAUAUGUUUAGUUGAAGGACUUUGAAAUAAUUCUAUGAAAGAAGAAAUACUCUAUGUAACAAGAUGGAUUUGUAUAUAAAUCUUCUAAAAUAUAAACAAUAAUUAAACUGUUUCUCUUGUUGAUCAUAAUUUAAUUUGAAUCAAGUUAACUUGACACCCUCAAAAGGUUCCUUAUAUUUCCAGAUGUCCAAGGAACAUUUAAAACUUAUUUAAUUUAUUGCAGGAAAUAAUGCAAAGGCAUUAAUUGUAUUGCUUCAUAUUCCAAGGAUAGUUAUCCUAAAGCUAUUUUCAGUUUCUCUGGCAAUCUUAGCAUAGUAAUUUCUGCCCCAGCUGUUGACUUUUAUUAAGACACUGUGUACCUUGAUUAGUUUCAUUACGUACU